AUACCAGCUGCACGCAAACCAAUGAGAAUGCACGAGCUUUCUGUUUUCCCACCAAAGUGUGUGGCAUCUUUCCGCUCCGUGCAUGCAUCUCCUUCCCCGAGCCACCGAUCGUGGGGUGCAUGCAUUUAUUUAAGGCUGCACACAUGCGUGGCCGACAUCCGGGUCGCAUUCGUGCAGCAGACGGGCGAGAGAGCCGCUCACAUCACGGUAACGUUAAAUCAAAGGUGAACGGGGCGGAGUAGAGGAAAGCCGAGCAUGGCGUCCGCGUACGGCUCCAGGACUCUGAGUAAAGAUGAUGUGAACUACAGGAUGCAUUUCCGCAUGAUCAACGAGCAGCAGGUGGAGGACAUCACCAUCGACUUCUUCUACAAGCCGCACACCAUCACCCUGCUCACGUGCACAGUGCUCAGCCUCAUGUACUUCGCCUUCGCGCGAGAUGAUGGAAACCCUGACAAUAACCUGUGGGUGGGUCUCAUCCUGGUCAUCUCGUUCUUCCUGGUCAUCAGCGUUCUCGCCUUCCCCAACGGUCCGUUCACAAGACCCCAUCCAGCGAUAUGGCGGAUAGUGUUCGGAUUGAGCGUGCUGUACUUCCUCUUCCUGGUUUUCAUCAUCUUCCUGAACUGGGAGCAGGUCAAGUCUCUCAUGUUCUGGCUGGAUCCCAAUCUGCGCUACGCCAAACGGGAAGCCGACAUCAUGGAGUAUGCUGUGAACUGUCAUGUGAUCACCUGGGAGCGAAUCCUCAGCCACUUCGACAUCUUCGCCUUCAGUCACUUCUGGGGCUGGGGCAUGAAGGCUCUGCUGAUCCGCAGCUAUGGCCUGUGCUGGACCAUCAGCAUCACCUGGGAGCUGACCGAGCUGUUCUUCAUGCAUCUUCUUCCGAACUUCGCCGAGUGCUGGUGGGAUCAGGUCAUCCUGGAUAUCCUGCUGUGUAACGGAGGCGGGAUCUGGCUGGGAAUGACCGUCUGCCGCUUCCUGGAGAUGCGCACGUAUCACUGGGCGAGCAUCAAAGACAUCCACAGCACCACGGGGAAGAUCAAGCGCGCCGCUCUACAGUUCACACCGGCCAGCUGGACAUACGUGCGCUGGCUCGACCCCAAAUCCUCCUUACAGAGAGUGAUGGGAGUCUAUCUGUUCAUGAUCAUCUGGCAGCUGACGGAGCUGAACACCUUCUUCCUGAAGCACAUCUUCGUGUUCCCAGCAUGCCACGCUCUCAGCUGGUGCCGGAUUCUGUUCAUCGGGAUCAUCACGGCUCCUACUGUACGGCAGUAUUACGCCUAUCUGACGGACACACAGUGCAAACGGGUCGGGACUCAGUGCUGGGUGUUCGGGGCGAUCGCUUUCUGGAGGCACUGGCCUGCGUUAAAUUUGGACAGGACUUGUUUUUCUAAGCGCAGGUUCUCUAUGUGA
Carassius auratus (goldfish) is the source of this 1407-nucleotide messenger RNA. RefSeq names its product phosphatidylserine synthase 1-like. The transcript has 10 exons. Lineage: Eukaryota; Metazoa; Chordata; Actinopteri; Cypriniformes; Cyprinidae. Gene Ontology annotation, molecular function: L-serine-phosphatidylethanolamine phosphatidyltransferase activity. Bases 256 to 1407 code for a protein of 383 amino acids. The record is from RefSeq and is a predicted model, not a curated record. Gene Ontology annotation, biological process: phosphatidylserine biosynthetic process.